CUGGAGAUGCUUGUGUGAAUGUUCUCAAAUGUGAGAUGAACAAGUUCUAAGAAGGACAGGCAGCAGAAGACAAAGAAAGUGGGUGGAGAAAAGGGAUUAAAAACACAUGCAAAAAGGAACAAAACUAGCGACUGAACGUAACGAGGAAAAUAAAAGAAGCAGCAGAGGAUUGCAAAAGUGAACACCAACAGAGACCUUGACAGACUGCGCAAGUCCGGAAGCUUGGACUACAGCCCCCAGAGUUAUUUGCAGCUCCGAGGGCCAAGACUUCAGUCUCCUAGGCAACGCGUAUAAACAAGAUGGCGGGCUUGGAGAGAAAUCCCUCGAGAUGGAAAGGGAGCCGUUUCAGGCGGGGUUUGGGUGCCUCUCGCAUUGUAGCCCAGGCGAUACUGUCGCUCACAGAGAAAGAACGUCAGAAACGUUGGCCUACUUUCCCCAUGGGAUUGAAAUCAAAAGGGACUUUCAGAAGCGCCUCCUCUUACCUCCUCCACCAGCUCGUUCACCGCUCUCAUGAGGCAGAAGAGGACCAAGAGGAGCAGGAGGUGGAAGGAGAAUCCGAAGAGUCAGAGGAGUCCGAAAUGCAGAAUUUGGAGGACGAGUGUGAUGGGAUCCUGAGAGAGGAGAACGUGGCUGAGGCACUCAAUGGAUUGGGGUGGUCAGGCUGUGGCACGGAGCAGGUCUACCUCAACCUGAAUCUAUCUCACUGUGAGUUGGUCGACAUCAGCAUUCUGUGCGGCUAUGUUCACCUGCAGAAGUUGAAUCUUUCGGGAAACAGAAUCGAAGAUUUGUCCUGUGUGAGCUGCAUGCCGUAUCUCCUAGAACUAAAUGCUUCUCAGAAUAAGCUGACUACCUUCUUCAAUUUCAAACCACCCCAAAAUCUCAAGAAGGUGGAUUUUUCCUCCAAUCAGAUUUCCGAAAUGUAUGACCUGUCAGCGUACCAUAAUCUCACUCAGCUAAUUUUGGACACAACUCCCAAGACCUCAGAAAGAACAAGAAACGAUAAUGUUAGGAGGAAGGGCAAGCAGCAUUCCAUGAAGGGCCUGAAAAGCAACAACCAGAUUGAGACCAUCACCGGUCUGGAAGAGCUGAAAGCCUUGCAGAACCUGGAUCUGUCCCACAAUCAGAUCAGUAGCCUCCAGGGCUUAGAGAACCAUGACCUCCUGGAAGUGAUUAACCUUGAGGAUAACAAGAUUAAGGAACUGAGUGAAAUAGAAUACAUUGAGAAUCUUCCUAUCCUUCGAGUUCUCAAUCUACUAAGGAAUCCAAUUCAGACCAAGCCCGAGUACUGGCUCUUCGUAAUAUAUAUGCUGCUGCGACUGACAGAAUUAGAUCAGCAGAAGAUUAAGGUGGAAGAAAAGGUUAUUGCAAUGAAUAAGUAUGACCCUCCCCCUGAGGUGGUCGCUGUCCAAGAUCACAUGACCCAUGUUGUCAACAGCAUGUCGCAGCCACAGAGGAUCUGGGACAGCACUCUGCCAAGUCUGGAUGCCCCUUAUCCCAUGCUCAUACUAACGGGGCCUGCAGCCUGCGGGAAACGAGAGCUUGCCCACCGCCUCUGCAGGCAGUUCAGUACUUACUUCAGAUACGGGGCCUGCCACACCACAAGACCACCAUACUUUGGUGAAGGGGAUCGAGUUGAUUAUCACUUUAUUUCCCAAGAGACUUUUGAUGACCUGCUGAGCAUGGGGAAAUUUAUUUUAACAUUUAAUUAUGGCAACCACAAUUAUGGAUUAAAUAGGGACACGAUAGAAGGUAUUGCAAGAGAGGGAUUAGCAAGCUGCGUUCAUAUGGAAUUAGAAGGUGUAAGAAGUUUGAAGUAUUCCUAUUUUGAGCCUCGAUAUAUCUUGGUGGUGCCUAUGGACAAGGAAAAAUAUGAAGGGUACUUGCGGAGGAAGGGACUGUUCAGUCGUGCAGAAAUCGAAAUUGCUGUCUCCAGGGUGGACCUCUAUGUUAAAGUUAACCAGAAAUUUCCAGGAUAUUUUGAUGCAGUAAUCAAUGCAGAUGACCUGGACAUUGCCUACCAAAAGCUCAGUGAGCUCAUUAGAGAAUACCUGGGGUUGACUGAAACAGCUGCUAAGGGCUUGGCUCCAACUGCAGAUAUUAAGACUUCUUACCUGAAAUGCGAAGACUUUUCUAGAAGGACCAGCACGGUUGACUUCUUGGAUUCAACAGACAGAAACUACUUUACUAAAUUAUGGGCCAAACUUUCAUCCAAAAAGUCACCACUGGAAAGAGACUCUCUCCAAAGACAGCAUGAGACAGCUCGGCAGGCACUCAUGGGGAAGACGCCCCGUGAUCACACGCUCCUGUUUCAAAGGGGUCCAGUACCGAUACCUACUGUCAGUGGCCACCAGUAUUUUGCAACAAUUGAUGAACUACAGAAAACGUUUGAGCUCUGUGAAGAUCACUUUAAAACCCCCUUUGGACCAUACCCUGAAACAAGAAAGGAUUCCAGUGUUUCUAAGAGAUAUUCUACAUUAUUUCACGCUUCUCCAUGGUCCAAAGAAUUUCCCUUUCAGCUUCCAGAGGGCGGGGUUUCGUCGCGCCCAGGAUCGGCAGGAAGUGACGAAAUCGAUGGGGCCUUGAAAGCUCUUCGUGUAGAAUCACCUAUGCAGGAAAAAGUAGCCCAGAACAAAAGACUAUCUGCAAUUGCAGCAACUUACCCGGGUUCCAACACCAAACCCACCCUUCCUCCAAUCCCACACGGCCGCAGAUAGACCAGCACUGUGAUUUCGGAUCUCGGUGAACAGACCAGCGUUGUUGACAUCUGAUCUAAACAUGAAAAAGGAAACCCUUGUUCUCACAGAGUUCAGCCCUUCCAUCUGAUCUGCGGAUCUCAGCUGUUUCUCAUGCACACAACUCAUGACCAAAGAAAGAUUCUAAGUCUCUUGAUCAAUUUACAUUGUGAUUCUCUGAAGAGCAUCUUUUAUUGAUUUUUGUUUUCCAUGUUAGUUAUUCUUAGCUUUGAAAAAUGUCAUUUGAGUUUUUCCUCUUCCUCCAACUGAUUUUCCCAGUGGAUUCCUGUUCUGAGAUCUCAAAUACCGGAAAUCUCCCUACAUUUUUCAUUUUAUGCACAGCGGGUUCUUUGGGUUUAUUUAACUGGAUUUUAUGGUUCAGAUUUCCAGGACUAUGAUGAUUCACCCAAAAUAUUAAUGUUUUUAUUCUAAUUAUGAAAACAUGGUAGAGCACCAUUUAACUUGUGACCAACCUGAUAUCAACUGCAUCUCUCAAAGAGAAUGAAUAUAAUUUGGGGAAGCUCUUUAGUACCACUAAGAAAUAAAAAAAUAUAUAAUAUUUCCUUUUCA
Messenger RNA from Mastomys coucha (southern multimammate mouse), 3302 nucleotides. It is a transcript of the gene Lrguk, whose product is annotated as leucine rich repeats and guanylate kinase domain containing. NCBI's taxonomy places the organism in Eukaryota, Metazoa, Chordata, Mammalia, Rodentia, Muridae. Gene Ontology annotation, molecular function: GMP kinase activity; protein binding. The record is from RefSeq and is a predicted model, not a curated record. The transcript is spliced from 20 exons. The coding region runs from base 300 to 2714 and encodes 804 amino acids. Gene Ontology annotation, cellular component: cytosol.